AUGUUCUUUAUUGGGAUUAACAUAAUUCUCGCUUGUAUUAGUGUUGGUUUUGGAUUUGUAUUGAACGGACUCGGAAAUGGGUACAGAUAUUUGCUUCAAGAUAUAAAUUCUACGCUGACGUCAUUUGAUACAUCGUCUAUCAAAAUCAAGUGGAUAGAGCAGCCUUUAGAUCAUUUCGAUAAAAAAAAUAUAAAUACUUGGAAUAUGAGGUAUAUGGAAAGAUUAGAUAAAUGGAAGAAAGAUGGUCCUAUAUACUUAUUUAUGUACGGUGAGGGUGAAGCAAGUCAGGUAUUUCUUCAAACUGGUAUUUUGUAUGAAUUAGCCGAGGAAACAAACGGGGCUAUGUUGCUAUCUGAACACAGAUACUAUGGAAAGAGCAAGCCUUUUGAAGAACUCACAACUGAAAAUCUAAAGUUCCUAAGUUCAAGGCAAGCCCUCGCGGAUACCGCUAGAUUGUUGGAGUCAGUCAAAUCGGAACCUCAAUAUGAAAAUUCGAAAAUUGUUGCUGUUGGAGGAUCAUACGCAGGUAAUUUGGCUGCUUGGAUGAGACUGCUGUAUCCCAAUUUAAUUAACGCCGCUAUAGCUAGUAGCGCUCCGGUAUUAGCAAAGAAAGAUUUUUACGAAUAUUUAGAACACGUCAGCGAUGAUUUUGAACAACACGGUACUGAAGACUGUAUGAAGAAAAUUAAUGAAAUUUUUACUACAUACGAGAAACGAUUUCGAACAGUAGAUGGCAUUAAACAACUUAAAAAGGAGGAGUACAUCUGUGAAGACACCGAUAUGACGAAAGUCGAAAAUCAGGAAUUAUUCUUUUUGGAUAAAAGCUCUGCAUUUAUGUACAUUGCACAAUACGGGAACGCAGAUGUCAUUAAAACGUAUUGCGAAGAUAUUAAAAAUACAUCUCUUGUAUUUUCUUCUAAAGAAGAGGAAAACGUUUUUUACGACACUAAAAAUAAUUGUUACGAUUAUGAAUUUGACGAAAUGAUUCAAAACACGAAAGAAAUAGACUGGCUCGUUUCGUGGACAUAUCAAACUUGUACUGAAUUCAGCUACUUUCCGAGCACAUCAUCAAACAAACAUCCUUUUACUGAUAAUAUAAGUAUGGACCUGUUUUAUAAAAUGUGUACUAAAACUUUUGGUCCGGACUUUGACGAAAAGAGAAUAGAGGCUGGGGUUAAGGAAACCAAUAUGAUGUAUGGUGGAUUAACUCCUAAUGUAACAAAGGUGGUGUUUGUUAACGGUGAUCUAGACCCAUAUCAUAGAUUAAGUAUUCUAGAAGAUUUAUCUUAUGAAGCUCCAGCAAAAGUUAUUCCACGUGCAUCCCAUUGCAGAGAUUUAUUUUCAAACAGAUCUGGCGAUCCUGAAGAACUUAUCGAAGCUAGGUAUUAUAUAAAAUAUUUGAUAAAAAAAUGGAUAGGCCUUGGUGACUAUAACAAACCAAAUGAAAUAAAGCAUACAACCUAG
Molecule: messenger RNA, 1464 nt
Organism: Bombyx mandarina (wild silkworm)
Lineage: Eukaryota; Metazoa; Arthropoda; Insecta; Lepidoptera; Bombycidae
Product: putative serine protease K12H4.7
Biological process (GO): proteolysis
Molecular function (GO): dipeptidyl-peptidase activity; serine-type exopeptidase activity
Source: RefSeq, a predicted model, not a curated record